AUGUUUUUCAAAAAAAUGUUUGCUGAAGAUGGAUUUACGAGUGAUUCAGAAGGAAUUAGACCGAGAAUCGAUGCAAUGCUUGAAAUCUUUCCCAAUCUCACCGAAGAUCAAAUCCGACCACUUGCCAAAUUGACGGAGGAUGAGCUGUACGAAAGAUUGCUGGCGAUAUCGGAAAAUGGAGAUCAAGCUGGAACAUCGACAAACAAUCGAACAAACGGAGAAACUUUGAAUCUUCCAUCAACUUCUCAACAACUACGACAACAACAACAACAACGAGCAAAUGGAAGCAAUCACGAAGAGCAACUCUUCAAGAAGGAGCAAAUUGGUGAAGCGUUGUGGGCUGAGUUGCUGAAAACAGAAAGAUGUCACGCAGAUGAUGAGAUUAAAGAGAUUCCAUCGAACGACGAGUUUGUGAAAAUGGGAUUGUUUCUCCGGGAUCGAUACCCAAAGCUUCGAAUGAGCACAAUCUAUGAAUUGCUGAAGAGACGGGACUUUUUCGAGUGUUCCCUCAUUUUGGGUCUCUGCGAUUACGGAUUGGAGGAGAGAUUGCGGAAAUAUCAGUUUUUGCCUCCAAAAUCUGUUGCCCCGAUUUUCAACGAGAAUCACGAAAGACGAGAGCUUGAAACAAAAAACGCGUAUGGGGUCGAUUUGCCGAAAUUCGCGCUGAACAUGUGGAAAUCUUAUCAAGCAAUCAUCAAGAAUACCAUUUCGAGUUACGAGCAAUCGAUGUGCUUUAACUGUUCGGCGUGUCGUGAAAGCUUUGAGACGAAAAACGCGAUCUCGUGCAAUUCUCUAGUGAAAAAUGAUGAGAAUCGAGAACCUCAUUCCUUCUGUGGUCGCUGUGUUCAAGCUCAUGCCAGCACGGCGAAUGCCUACAUUUCGGCGGUCGGUCUUGGGGUGAAAUGUCUUCGCCAAGAGUGUGAUGGAGUGAUUUUUGAAGCUCAUGUGACUCCGAUUUUGACGGAAAAGCAGCGAAACGUGUUCACCAGAAAACUGUUAACAGCCGCGCUUGAUGAGGCAAAUUUGGAGAACCUUGAAAGAUGUCAGCACUGUGCAUUCCGUGUUUCGAUGCGAGAAUCCGAAGUGUGGGUACAAUUUUUGCAGACUUUGCGAAAAAGAUUACAACGAGCGCCA
Messenger RNA from Mesorhabditis belari, 1134 nucleotides. The record is from the annotation of a GenBank genome assembly. NCBI's taxonomy places the organism in Eukaryota, Metazoa, Nematoda, Chromadorea, Rhabditida, Rhabditidae.